This is a messenger RNA of Oncorhynchus mykiss (rainbow trout), 4850 nucleotides long. RefSeq names its product prolyl endopeptidase (gene prep). Gene Ontology annotation, biological process: proteolysis. Gene Ontology annotation, molecular function: oligopeptidase activity; serine-type endopeptidase activity. The record is from RefSeq and is a predicted model, not a curated record. Lineage: Eukaryota; Metazoa; Chordata; Actinopteri; Salmoniformes; Salmonidae. Gene Ontology annotation, cellular component: cytosol.
UUGAUAUAUGUUUUUUAUAAAUAAUGUUUUGUUUGUAUUUAAUUUCCGAAAAUGUUGAUAUCGAGGUCAUAUCCUUAGUAGGUAACAUCAGAGUUUAGCCUGCGGGAGAAGUCGGAGCUCGGUGAUGAUAUAGUAAUUACCAGUUGGGGGCCGUUCUACUAGAAUUUCCCCAGUCGUAUGUGGCAAAUACCACCUUCCCACUUGGUUCUGAACGCAGCAUAAAUAAGCAAAUCCAUUCUGGCCAGAGCUUCGACAUUCAAGUUGAUGUUUGUUCGGAUCCAGAAAGUCAUAACAAAACCAGUCAUUCAUUAUUUUACAAAACUUUUCUUAUUACGGAAUCUCCGAACAGUCACUUCUAAAAUGUCUUUCCAGUACCCACAUGCUUACCGUGACGAGGCAGUUGCAGAUGACUACCAUGGUAACAAGAUUCCUGACCCGUACAGUUGGCUGGAGGACCCAGACAGCGAGAAGACGCAGGCUUUUGUCAAUGCUCAGAACCAGCUGACGCUGCCCUACCUGGACCGCUGUGAGGUGCGGGACCUGUUCAAGGAGCGCAUGACGGAGCUCUAUGAUUACCCCAAAUACAGCUGCCCCUUCAAGAGGGGGAGCAGGUAUUUCCAUUUCUACAACACGGGCCUCCAGAACCAGAGUGUAAUGUAUGUUCAGGAGAGUCUAGAGGCAGAGCCCACAGUCUUCCUGGACCCAAACACUUUCUCUGAGGAUGGGACUGUCGCUUUACGAGGUGGGGGAUGGAGACAAGGUUAUGCUUUCUCAGAGGACGGCGAGUACCUGGCAUAUGGCACCAGCGCCAGCGGCUCUGAUUGGGUGGAGAUGCACUUCCUGCGGGUGGAGGGGGCUGUGGCCCUAAAUGACCGGCUGGAGAGGGUGAAGUUCAGCUGCAUGUCCUGGACCCAUGACGGCAAGGGCCUCUUCUACAACUCCUACCCCAAGCAGGAGGGCAAGAGUGACGGCACUGAGACGUCCACGAACCUGCACCAGAAGCUCUACUUCCACGUGUUGGGUACCCCCCAGUCACAGGACUGCCUGUGUGCCGAGUUCCCCGACCACCCUAAGUGGAUGAGUGGGGUCGAGGUGUCAGAUGACGGGCGCUACGUACUGCUGUCCAUCAGGAAGGGCUGUGACCCGGUCAACCGGCUGUGGUACUGUGACCUUCAUACCACUCUUCAGGGUAUCACAGGCCUGUUGCCGUGGGUGAAGCUGAUAGACAACUUUGAUGCGGAGUACGAGUAUGUAACCAACGAGGGCACGGUGUUCACCUUCAAGACCAACCUGGUGGCCCCGCGUUACCGUCUCAUCAACAUCGAUUUCGCCCAGCCCGCCCAGGCCAACUGGAAGGAGCUCAUCCCCCAGCACGACAAGGACGUCAUCGUGUUUGCCACCUGUACCUACAACAGCCUCCUCUUUGUGUGUUUCCUGCACGACGUGAAGAACGUGCUGAAGAUGUACCGUCUGAGCUCGGGGGAGGAGCUCAGGACCUUCUCUCUGGACGUGGGCUCUGUGGUGGGCUUCACCGGACGCAAGAGAGACUCUGAGAUCUUCUACUACUUCACCUCCUUUCUGUCGCCAGCCAUCAUCUACCACUGUGACCUGACCAAGGAGCCCCUGCAACCCCACGUGUUCCGCGAGGUCACCGUCAAAGGCUUUGACCCCUCCGACUACCAAACCACUCAGGUAUUCUACCCUAGUAAGGACGGCACAGAGAUCCCCAUGUUCAUCGUCCAUAAGAAGGGCCUGAAGCUGGACGGCUCUCACCCUGCCUUCCUCUACGGCUACGGAGGGUUCAACAUCUCAAUCACUCCCAGCUACAGUGUAUCACGGCUGAUCUUUGUCCGACACAUGGGAGGAGUCCUGGCUGUGGCCAACAUCAGAGGAGGGGGGGAGUACGGAGAGACCUGGCACAAAGCGGGCAUGCUGGCCAAAAAGCAAAACUGCUUCACAGACUUCCAGUGUGCAGCAGAGUACCUCAUCAAGGAGGGUUACUCGUCCCCCUCCAAACUCACCAUCAACGGAGGGUCCAACGGGGGCCUGCUCGUAGCAGCGUGUGUGAACCAGCGGCCAGAGCUGUUCGGCUGUGCCGUGGCCCAGGUGGGCGUCAUGGACAUGCUCAAGUUCCACAAGUUCACCAUCGGCCACGCCUGGACCACUGACUUCGGCUGCUGUGAGGUCAAGGAGCAGUUUGACUGGCUCAUCAAGUACUCCCCGCUCCACAACAUUCGUGUGCCCGAGGGUGAGGGCGUCCAGUACCCCGCUGUCCUCCUCCUCACGGGUGACCACGAUGACCGCGUGGUCCCCCUACACUCCCUGAAGUACAUCGCCACACUGCAGCACGUGGUGGGCCGCUGGUCGGGUCAGAGCAAUCCACUGUUCAUCCACGUGGAUACAAAGUCGGGCCACGGCGCCGGAAAGCCCACCAGAAAGGUCAUCCAGGAGGUGGCCGACACGUACGCCUUCAUCGCCCGCUGCCUCAGCCUCUCCUGGGUCAAAUGAAGAGGAGGAGGGGGGGGGGGGGGUUCCCUGGAAGUCUGUUUCUAGGGGAAGUGUCUCUAUCGGUGUCUUAGACGUUUCUUACUCGUUCUCGUUAUUUUUUUUAAUGAUCACUAAUCUUUUUGUUCAGCUGUUCUCCUUCCCUCCUUAUCACUACUGAUUUGUUCCUGAGCAGUAAUCAAUCUCUUCCUACCCGGUUGUCUGGCCUGUAUUAACCACCCCUCUCUCUUCCUGGCUCUCCAUUCCCAGUGUAGGCUUGCUUUGGGCAUGGGCUCCAGGUCAGCCAGACUAUAAAGUUACCCCCCCACCCCCAUGGGCCAGCCCCAGGACUUACCCCCGGUCUCCACUCCUCACCUCUCUGGCCCAGACUCCCCUACCAAACCUCCCUCUCUUCCCCCAUGGGCCAGCCCCAGGACUGACCCCCGGUCUCCACUCCUCACCUCUCUUACAAGCGAUUCACUACAUAUAUCUAGAAGAAGAAAAACACAUCUCUGAAUAAGCUUUGUUGUUCAAUUAAAGGUCAAAUCCACUGCAUUUAAAACAGUCAAGUAAUUUAAUGAAUUCAGAGUUUGUGUAAUCAUACCGAGGCUGAAUAUAUUCCUUCCACAACCAUAAGACCCACUAAUCAUUACUUCAUCAAAAAUAGUUCUACCUGCUUUAUUGUCUUCUAUAAUCACUGAUCUGGCUUUCAGGUCUGUCUAAAAAUAACCAGAACCAUGCAUAAUGCACAUUCACUAAUAAUGUAGCAGGUAUUCUAGAAAAUGAACACCGGUCUCAAGCACAAGGCCACGUGCUAGUUAGUGCCCAGCUAAUAUUUAUAUUUCUAGUUCAGCAAACUUGGAUCGAGGUAUAAUUUCACUAGCUCUGGAUUCAGCUAACAAGGAGAACAGGUGAAUCGUUAUGAACACACCCUUCUGUCCGUCUCCAACUGUUUGAACAGCAUGCUAGCCUGUCCACUUUGUUCAGAUGUUGGAAUCAAGUGGCCUACUUUAUCUCUGAAUGAGAACGACAUGACAACUUCUUCGUUUUAUGCUUAUUGCACAUUUAUAAAACAGACUAGACAGCUGGUGUAAGUCUUUAUUUGACUAAAAUACUGCUAGUGAUACGUGGUACCAUAAUGCGCUUGCGACAAACUGAAGGUUCAUUGGUAAAUGUGUUUUAGUAGUGUCUGCUCUGCUCAAAAUCUGAGGAGUUGAAACAUAAACAGAGUUUCAUUAGAAAGGUUCAUUUCUCUAUUACAAUAUAAUCAUUUCUCCAUGUGUUGUGGUGUCCAUAUGAUCCAUUCUGUUGGACCAAACGUCAAAUGCAAAUAGAGAGUUGAAACCGUUUGUCAGUGAAGAAGUGGUGAUCUCUCAUCUUUGUUGUUGUGUGUGGUAGGGGCUUGGGAGAAAGAGGCGAAGCGAGAGGUGUCACUCCAAUCUCCAAGCCCUAUGCGCUUAUUUUGAACUUAAGCUUGUCACCUGCCUUCCCGCCUUUGGGACAACGACUCCCAUUGUUAAGGUGGAAACAUGAGCAUCUAGUCAUUAUAUACAGAUCUCUGGUGUAAAUGUACACAGCACAGAAGGAGUGAAUGAGACUAAGAGGACAUAAACGCUCAUAAAAACAAAGAAUACGAAAAAACUUGGACCAGCCUCAGGACUCCACCCCUCACCUCUCUGGCCCCAGACUCCCCUACCAAACCUCCCUCUCGUCCCCCAUGAGCCAGCCACAGGACUUACCCCCGUCUCCUCCCCCAUGAGCCAGCCACAGGACUUACCCCUGUCUCCACCCCUCACCUCUCUGGCCCCAGACUCCCCCACCAACCCCAGGACUUGCACCCCCCCCCCCCCCCCCCCCCCCAUGAGCCAGCUCCAGGACUCAGCUCUUCCUCAUGAGUCAUUCUCCUGUAUUGUCUCUCUAAUAGGUAAAACCUGGUUAAAGUGUUAGUUCAAUGUUGAGAGAUGGGUGAUACAUGGUUGGACUUAACUUGAACUGUAUAGUUUUAUCAGCCUAGAGGUCAAGGAUCAAGUCUGCAAAGGUCCUCAGUCGGGGAACAUGAAAUGGCACCCAAUUGGUGCUCCCCCUACCACCACAAACACAGACGAUUGUAUGUGUUUAUCAAUUGGAAGGCUGUUUGUCAGUAGGUUAUUGAUUUCAGCACUCUUCAGUGUUCGUGUGAAUGAUGAUAGAUUUAGGUCAUUUUGUUUUGUGUUUAGGAGGACUAAUGCAGAGUGUGUGUGUGUAUCUGACUGAUAUUAAUUUCUACCUCUUGGCAUGCUGAUUGUUAGUUUACCUAAUAAAGGGACAUAAACAACAACAAUGUACUACAAUGCCACAACUUCAAUAAACCGUUAUUUUGAACAGUG